AUGGCCAACUCCAAAUACGAAUACGUACGGCAAUUUGAAACAGUCGACAAGAUCAUUCCAAACACAUGGCUUGUGGUGCGUAUUGACGGUCGAGGAUUCCACCGUUUUUCACAGCAACAUGCCUUUGAUAAGCCCAACGAUCGACGCGCCAUUGACCUCAUGAACCGGUGUGCUGUCGAGGUUAUGAAGGAUAUCAAGGACAUCACUAUGGCGUAUGGUCAAAGCGACGAAUACAGUUUUGUACUCCCAAAGUCAUCCAAUCUCUAUGCACGUCGAGCCAGCAAGAUAUCGUCCACGAUCGUUAGUAUGUUCGCUGCCAAUUAUGUCAUGCGAUGGAGCGAGUAUUUCGGCAAUGUCACUCUUCAAUAUCCACCUUGCUUCGAUUCACGUGUUGUAUGCUACCCAUCGGAUCAAAACCUACGCGACUAUUUAAGCUGGCGACAAGCAGACUGCCAUAUCAACAACCUUUACAAUACCACAUUUUGGGCCAUUGUUCAUUCUGGCAAAACCGAAACUCAGGCUGAGGAGGAUUUACGGGGCACAUUUUCCAAAGACAAGCAUGAAAUUCUGUUUACACAACACGACAUCAAUUACAACAACAUCGAACAAAUCUAUCGCAAAGGAUCCUUUAUUAUUCGACAAAAGACCAAGGUGACAUCCAUAUCACCCAAUACAGGCGAGCCAGUAGAACGUAUCAAACUCAUACCCACUCCACUUCACAUUGACAUUAUUGGUGAUGCAUUUUGGACUGAGCACCCUGAUCUGCUAAAGUGA
Lichtheimia ornata is the source of this 774-nucleotide messenger RNA. RefSeq lists its product as uncharacterized. Bases 1 to 774 code for a protein of 257 amino acids. The transcript is spliced from 6 exons. Lineage: Eukaryota; Fungi; Mucoromycota; Mucoromycetes; Mucorales; Lichtheimiaceae. Gene Ontology annotation, molecular function: tRNA guanylyltransferase activity; magnesium ion binding. Gene Ontology annotation, biological process: tRNA modification. The record is from RefSeq and is a predicted model, not a curated record.